AUGGUGAAAGUGUUUCUUGUCAUAUUGAAACUUCUGCUGAUUCUAAUAUCUGCCGGUUGGAUAUCUCUUUGGCUUCUUAAGCCGACAGAAGUCUGGACGAGAAAAUGGAAGGGAGCAGAAGAAAAAGCCACCGCUACCGUGUUGGGUUAUAACGGUCUUGAUUUUGCUGUCUACACAUUUCCUAUAAUUGCUUUGGGUAUAUUUGGUUUCAUUUACUUGGAACUGAAACCAAAGGAACCAAAAAUAAGGCCAGGAAGAAGUUCAAUCACUGCUCUCUCCAAUCCGCUUAUUAUCAAUCGUUAUCUAGGAAUCUUAUCUGCAAUCGAGAUCCUUGCUUCUUCUCUGUUUAUCAUCUUUCUAAUUUGGACCUUCUAUGCCCGCAUUUCAAAUGAUUUCAGAAAGAUGAUACCAGUCAAAUCAUUCAAAUUGACUCCAUGGCAGUACAAAAUGUUCAGGAUGGCUACCCGGUGUGGUUUGCUGGCAGAAGCUUGCUUAGCACUGAUUCUUCUACCCAUAUUGAGGGGGAUGUCUAUAUUUCAGCUACUUGGCAUCCAGUUCGAGGCAUCAGUGACAUACCACAUUUGCUUAGGCACAGCCAUGAUAUUUUUCGCAACUUUACAUGGGGCAGGAACCCUUUUUAUCUGGGGAAUUAAACAUAGAAUUCAAGAUGAGAUGUGGAAGUGGCAAAAGACAGGCCGCAUAUACCUUGCUGGUGAGAUAACCCUUAUCACAGGUUUAGUCAUUUGGAUCACAGCAUUGCCACAGAUAAGAAGGAAGUGGUUUCAGACCUUCUACUACUCACACCAUCUUUAUAUAGUCUUCCUGGUAUUCUUUUUGUUCCACGGUGGAGACCGACAUUUUUAUAUGGUUUUUCCUGGAGUUUUUCUCUUUGCCCUGGAUAAGCUGCUCCGAAUCAUCCAGUCGAGGCCAGAGACAUGCCUUCUUUCUGCUCGAGUCUUCGCAAGCAAAGCCAUUGAACUGACUUUGCCGAAAGACCCAAGGUUGAAGUACACACCUACAAGCGUGAUUUUUGUGAAGAUACCAAGUAUUUCAAAGUUCCAAUGGCAUCCUUUUAGCAUAACUUCUAGCUCCUGUGUCGAUGAACACACUAUCUCGAUCAUUAUCAAAUGUGAGGGACAAUGGACAAGUUCCCUCUAUAAUCAAAUUCAUGUUGAAAAAGAUUCAGAAUCUGAUUUAAGGAAGUGCAUUCCGAUUGCAACAGAAGGUCCUUAUGGACCUGCCUCACUGGAUUUCCUAAGGUACGACCAUCUGCUUCUAGUCGCUGGAGGAAUUGGGCUAACACCAUUUCUGAGCAUUUUGCAAGAAAUUGGCUCCAAACUUAACAAUAGCAGAAAUAAAUAUCCCUCUCGAAUACAAUUCAUCUACACUGUAAAAAAUUCUCAAGAAGUUUGCUUGUUAGAUCCAAUUCUACCUCAGCUUCUAGACGUUGAACAAUAUCAUAUAAGACUUAAAGUAUUUGUGACUCGGCAAAACCAGCCUAGUACAACACUAAGAGAAGUACUUAAAGACUUAACUGACUUGCAAAUAACAAAUUUUAGCACCACUCAUUCAAGCUAUGCAAUAUAUGGACCUGAGAGUUUUCCUUGGAUGGCUACCAUAGCCAUGUUUUCUUCCAUCAUAUUUCUACUCUUGCUUAGUUUUUUCAACCAUUUCGUUGUGCCCCCUGCCAAGAAGCCCUCUCAACAGAGAAAUCCCUCUUCUCAGAUGGAUCUCCUUCUCUUAUGUUCUUUUUUCGUAGCAGUCAUAUUUGGUGGCUUGGUGGUUAUUAUUAUAAGAUGGAAAAGGCUAAGGAAGGGAUUUCCAUUAUUUUCCAAUAAACAAAGACAACCCAUGAAACAAAGAUCACUUGAAGUCAACAAAGGUCUUGAAGAACAUGAAAUCCAUUUUGGAAGAAGGCCAAACUUUCCAGAUAUAUUCUCCAAUUUCACAAAUGAAUGCGGGGUAUCAGAGAUAGGCGUCUUGGAAAAGAACAAGGGAAAGAAUGGCGCUCUGAAUUUAAGGGGAAACUAUGCUGCUUUGACAAACCAUGCAGGCCCCGAGGACGAAAAGCAUCAUCAAAGCAUCAGCCACAGUCUCCCAAUCAUCCAAGCACCCAUUAUCAUAAUCAUCCCCCUCAUUGUCUUCACUCAUGCUACCCGGAAAACAUCCAUUAAUACCACCAAUGUUGCUUUGGCUGCUGCAUCUACCACUUCCUGA
Molecule: messenger RNA, 2217 nt
Organism: Fraxinus pennsylvanica
Lineage: Eukaryota; Viridiplantae; Streptophyta; Magnoliopsida; Lamiales; Oleaceae
Source: the annotation of a GenBank genome assembly